This is a messenger RNA of Impatiens glandulifera, 705 nucleotides long. Its product is annotated as mitogen-activated protein kinase kinase kinase 20-like. Gene Ontology annotation, molecular function: protein kinase activity; ATP binding. The record is from RefSeq and is a predicted model, not a curated record. Gene Ontology annotation, biological process: protein phosphorylation. NCBI's taxonomy places the organism in Eukaryota, Viridiplantae, Streptophyta, Magnoliopsida, Ericales, Balsaminaceae. The coding region runs from base 1 to 705 and encodes 234 amino acids. The transcript has a single exon.
AUGGAAGUAUCUGCUCCGCCUAAAUCCAUCAAAAUAUGGGAACGGGGGAAGAUGAUCGGCGCCGGCGGUUACGGCCGCGUUUAUCUUGCCCGUAUAUUGCCUUCGCAUCCCUUAUUUCUCUUAUACCCAUAUUUUCUAAUGGCAGUCAAAUCCGCAGAAUACUCGCAAUCUUCUUCUCUACAUCAUGAAAGGUAUCUUUUCAACAAGUUUCGAGAUUGUCCUCACAUUAUUCGUUUCCUCGGUUAUGAUUUCUCCUUCGAAAAAGACCAAAUUCUUUCAAACAUCUUCCUCGAGUACGCCUCGGGAGGUAGCUUACGCCACCGGAUCAAAGUGAUUGCAAGAAUCGAUGAGAUCGAAGCGAGAAGUUAUACCAAAUCAAUCUUAUGUGGUUUGAGAUGUAUCCAUGCACGAGGAUACGUGCAUUGCGAUAUCAAUGCUAGUAAUAUUUUGUUAGUACAUGGACAAGCAAAGAUUGCGGAUUUAGGGCUGAUGAGGAAAGUUGGGAAAUUUCAAGGUAAGUUUAUUGGGACUAGGGAAUAUAUGCCACCCGAGUCGAUUGAGUCGGGUGAGUAUGGAACCUCGACAGAUAUUUGGGGGCUCGGUUGCAUUGUGUUUGAGAUGCUAACGGAAAAAGAUGGAAAUAUGAGAAUUUGGAUGAACUUUACAAACUAUGGAGAAUGUCUAAAGAAGCGUUGGAUUUUUUGA